This is a messenger RNA of Toxorhynchites rutilus septentrionalis, 408 nucleotides long. RefSeq names its product GSK3-beta interaction protein. Gene Ontology annotation, cellular component: cytoplasm. The record is from RefSeq and is a predicted model, not a curated record. Bases 1 to 408 code for a protein of 135 amino acids. The transcript has a single exon. Gene Ontology annotation, biological process: regulation of canonical Wnt signaling pathway. Gene Ontology annotation, molecular function: kinase regulator activity; protein kinase A binding. NCBI's taxonomy places the organism in Eukaryota, Metazoa, Arthropoda, Insecta, Diptera, Culicidae.
AUGGAACAGGAAUUCGAGGAAGACGAAAUCAUAGAUUGGACAAAAGAAGCAAAUGGUGUUAUCCAGGACAUUAUUCGUCACGUACAAGUGGCUCAAAUUUCACAUAGGUGGAAACCGACAGACUCGGAGGCAUAUAUGAAUUUUACCACCUUGGAGGGCAAGCAAGUGUGUGUUAAACUAAACGCAGAGGGUCUUCAAAUUGUAGGAGAUCAGCAUGACCGUAUCGAUCAAGAAAGCCCAGACAACAUGAAGUAUGAAACGCCCUAUUCUCUGCUUUCGUCCAUUAGUCCAGCAUAUACAGAUUCGUUUGGAAGUUGUCUAGCAGCUGAACUCAGUAAACAUUUGCAGGAUAGAUUAAUCGGAAAUGGUGAUCAGGAUGAUAAUGAAAACCUCAGCGGUGCUGACUAA